GCUCGCCUCGCCACAGCUCAAUAAAACUCGCACUGCCGUCGUGAUCGUGGGACAUAUGAUGGCGAUCUUUCUAGCGUCCAGCGUCGCGGAGAACUCUGAGUACCGCCGCUUAUAAGUCUAGAAGUCUUGUGCGCUGCUGGUGGGCAGAGAAUAGGGAGCGCGACAGAUAAGUUUUAUAAGAAUUGGGGGGAAAGGCUGUACCGAGAGAAAGAGAGAGAGAGAGAGAGAGAGAGAGAGAGAGAUUUUAUCUCGCAGCCUCACCGGACUGCAUCCCGCAAUUUGCACCGCUGUAGAAUGAUCAUGUCGGGGAGUAGAGGGACUUUGGGCUUCCUCAUCUACGCGCUCCUGGUGCAGUGCAGUGCGUCCUCGCCGCUCAGGCUGGAGACUGCAGCUUAUGAUGAAGAUGGCACUUCAUUAGCAGACAUGGCCUUUGACUCAGAGCAGAUCGCACUCAGAAGCUCUCCAUCAGGGACGGAUGAUGUCUACGAGAUAUUUUCUCCUCCAGAAAAAAGAACGGAAAGACAUGCAGACGGGAUGUUUAAUAAAGCCUACAGGCAAGCGUUGGGUCAGUUAUCAGCCCGGAAAUACCUGCAUUCUCUGAUGGCAAAACGCGUAGGAGGAGGCAGCGCUAUGGAGGAGGCAGAAGCCCUGGCUAAGCGCCACUCGGACGGCGUGUUCACUGACAGCUACAGCCGCUACCGGAAGCAAAUGGCCGUGCGGAAAUAUCUGGCCGCAGUCCUCGGCAAAAGCCCUGAAGACUUAGAUUUGCACCAAUUUCUACAAGGCAUAGACAUUGGGGAGCUCCCGGAUGGGGAUGAGUUUGAGGCAUUUAUGAGCAUCUGGCUGAGGCUCCUGGUGAGUGGCUUUGCGGCUCUGGUCCAUACCUUAGCCCUUUACUUUUUGGAAAAGUGCCUCUCACUCUUCCUUCUUUCUCCCGUGAUGUUCUCCCCUUCUGCCAUCUAGAGCUUAAAUUUCAUGAGCCAACUCCUUUCCUUUCUCACCUGUUCACACUCUGCUUGAUAAACACAUUAAUUUUCACACCUUGGUAUGUUCUCACUUCAGAAGAUUGCUCUGAAAAUAGCUCCUGGGUUCUUUUCAUGAAGUAAAUACGACACACUCUCUAGUACACAGUAGAAUAGAGGACUCCUCAGAUAUGUCUGUCACUGAGUCACUACACAGCCUUUCCUAUUUCUGUAAAAGUAUAUCCAAGCACCUGAUCUACCGUUUUUCCAAGCUGUUAUUCCUCACCUUUUUAUCGUGUGAGUGGGAGCUUGUGAAUGUGUUUACUCAUUUAUUCCAAGCAUACAGUUCAGCUGUUAUAAGUUAUGGAGUUUGUGUAUGUGUGUAAAAUGUGUCUUAUGAAUUUGUGGUGGUGGAAAAUUGGAUCUGGGAUUUUUUUUCUAUUCUUUUAUUCUGUAUUUUUUCUUCUGUGGCAAAAAAACACACUGGGCACUUAUAGAUUUACAGAUUAAAGUCUCUCCUUCCUGACCAAACUGGCCCUGAAAUCUGCUCUUGUUAAUGCCAGAUAUCCGCAUUGUCCAUGUUCAUGUCUCCGUCUUCAUCUUACUGCUUUGUGUCGAGAUGUGAUUUGGGAUUUCUGGGUACUUUUAGUGUAACGUCUCUCUCUUUAGUCUUAAUUAGGAUGUCACAGCUGUAUGAGGCUACGUACAGUCUUACUUGCAACCAUAUCACAGUCAGUUUGCUAAUGUUAAUGUUUAUGUAUGCAACAAGAUGAGAAUGAAUUGAGUAAAAUUGCAGAGUUAGGAAAGGAUGUUGGGUGGGGGCUUAGGGGGAGCUGCUUAAAGCACACCUCAAAACUGCAGUGAAUGUAUGUGUGAAAGUGUAAGAGAGAGGGUGUGAGUGUGAAAUCAAUGUUUGUUUAAUUAUGCAUUCU
Hemibagrus wyckioides is the source of this 1894-nucleotide messenger RNA. It is a transcript of the gene adcyap1a, whose product is annotated as adenylate cyclase activating polypeptide 1a. Gene Ontology annotation, molecular function: peptide hormone receptor binding; pituitary adenylate cyclase activating polypeptide activity; neuropeptide hormone activity. Gene Ontology annotation, cellular component: neuron projection; extracellular region; perikaryon. Gene Ontology annotation, biological process: positive regulation of GTPase activity; adenylate cyclase-activating G protein-coupled receptor signaling pathway; positive regulation of transcription by RNA polymerase II. NCBI's taxonomy places the organism in Eukaryota, Metazoa, Chordata, Actinopteri, Siluriformes, Bagridae. The transcript has 6 exons. The record is from RefSeq and is a predicted model, not a curated record. Bases 295 to 963 code for a protein of 222 amino acids.